Molecule: messenger RNA, 1065 nt
Organism: Suncus etruscus (white-toothed pygmy shrew)
Lineage: Eukaryota; Metazoa; Chordata; Mammalia; Eulipotyphla; Soricidae
Product: paraneoplastic antigen-like protein 8A
Source: RefSeq, a predicted model, not a curated record
AUGCUGCUGGCCCUGCUGGAGGACUGGUGCCGCGGGAUGGAGGUGGACAUGCAGCGCGCGCUGCUGGUCACCGGCAUCCCCGAGGACUGCGGCAAGGCGGAGAUCGAGGAGACGCUGCACCCCGUGCUGGCCCCGCUCGGGCCCUUCGCGGUGCUCAACAGGAUCUUCCUGCGGCAGGAAAAGGCCAAGGCGGCGCUGGUGGAGCUGGGGGAGGGCGUGAGCCUGCGCGCCGUGCCCCGCCAGUUGCCCGGCCGGGGCGGCCAGUGGCGCGUGGUAUGCCACGACCCCGAGCAGGAUGCCGACUUCCUCCGCCACCUCAACGACUUCCUGAAAGCCGAGGGCCGCACCUGGGAGGACGUGGGGCGCCUCCUGCAGCUGUACAAGCCGCCGCCCCCCCAGUACCAGCCUCCCGAGAACUGGGCCGAGGUGCUGGGAGUGCUGCUGGGCGCCGUGGUGCAGAUCUUCUUCCACAUGGACGCCGAGACGCGUGGUCGUGGGGAAGUGCCAGCGGGGACUGCGGCCAGGAGGAAGAGCAAGACAGAAGUGGGCCCUACUGAGGCCCCGGCCGUUGGGGUCCAAGGGUGCCCCGCUGGGAAGAGGGAGCAGUCUGAUUCACCCUGGAAGGGUGCUUCCGAGGAGGGGGAACCCCCCAAAGUUGGGGGGCGCAAGGCUGGCUCUAAGUCGCGCUCCCAGAAGAAAAAGCAGAAGAGCCCCAAGGAGGAAGGCACAGCUCCUUUGCCUAGUGGUGAGGCAGGGGGUGUAGGAAAGGGGGAGCCCCCCAGAGAGAAGAUUCCCUCAGAGCUCAGAGGGAAGCAGGAGGUGGAAGAGAAGCCCCCUAUCAAGGGCAAAGGUCACUCAGGUGAAACCCAGGUGGUUGCUGGGAAACCUGAGAUGACCCCCAAAUCUGACCGGGACGGUGGGCAGGAAGGGCCCCCCAAGAAAAAGGCCAUGGGCUGGGCCAAGACCCAGAUCUCCUUGUCCACACGAAAGACAGGGGACAAGAAGCUGGUCCCCUAUUCCCUGGCCAACUCAGAAGACCACAAGAAGCAGCCGGUUUCCUCUUAG